UAUCCCGUAAAUAAUAGAGAUAAAUUCCAGAAAAAUAAGAUAAUAUCUGGGAGAGAUCGGGGGAAGAAUAGAAUGAUGGCGACUUCAAAAAUGGCAGCAGCGGCAGCGGAGAGGGUGGGUUCGGCGGUGAGACGGCAAGCCCUAACCCUAACAGAAACAGCCGCCGGUAGAAUACGUCACCUAUUACAGCAGCGUCAACGGCCUUAUCUUAAACUUGGCGUAAAAGCUCGCGGCUGUAAUGGCCUUUCUUAUACCCUUAAUUAUGCAGAUGAGAAAGGGAAAUUUGAUGAGUUGAUUGAGGACAAGGGUGUGAAGAUAUUGAUAGACCCAAAGGCUCUUAUGCAUGUUAUUGGAACCAAGAUGGACUUUGUUGACGACAAACUCAGGUCUGAAUUCAUAUUUAUUAACCCAAACUCAAAAGGCCAGUGUGGCUGUGGCGAGUCUUUUAUGACAACAAGUGGCGCAGAAGCUGCAAAAGCCAGUGGCAGUACUUGAUCAUCUGCGCAACAAACUUCGAGUUGGCUCCUCAAGCACCAAUUCAUUCAUCCCCCUUUCCGAAAUUGAGUUUCGUCUAUAACAGAAGGAACCAACUCUUCUAUUUUGAUCCAUGAUACUAACAGUAGUUAGCCUUUGGCACCCUUUUUUGGCCGAAGGGUAGUUGGCAAAAAUGGCAAAUUAGGCUGUCUAGGUAGUUUGUAAAAAAAUGUACUUUAUUACUCUAUAUAAAAGUAUAAGUUAGUUUGUCGAUUAA
This is a messenger RNA of Erigeron canadensis, 751 nucleotides long. Its product is annotated as iron-sulfur assembly protein IscA-like 1, mitochondrial. The record is from RefSeq and is a predicted model, not a curated record. Gene Ontology annotation, biological process: iron-sulfur cluster assembly. The transcript has 4 exons. Gene Ontology annotation, cellular component: mitochondrion; cytoplasm. Bases 73 to 495 code for a protein of 140 amino acids. NCBI's taxonomy places the organism in Eukaryota, Viridiplantae, Streptophyta, Magnoliopsida, Asterales, Asteraceae. Gene Ontology annotation, molecular function: 2 iron, 2 sulfur cluster binding.